Molecule: messenger RNA, 603 nt
Organism: Ylistrum balloti
Lineage: Eukaryota; Metazoa; Mollusca; Bivalvia; Pectinida; Pectinidae
Product: complement C1q-like protein 4
Exons: 2
Coding region: 1-603 (200 amino acids)
Molecular function (GO): protein binding
Source: RefSeq, a predicted model, not a curated record
AUGCUGAAUUUUAGUCUUUGUCUUACUAUCCUUUUAUUGGUAACAGUGUCUAUCGCCUUUGGUAGAUCAAAUGAAGAUCGGUUGAGCAAACUUGAAGCCCAGCUUGAGAAGGUUACUACAGAGUUGAAGGAGAUAAAGACGCAAUGUCCAUGGUAUCUCAACUCUUCAUAUACAGGCGAGGGAAAGUUCUACGAGACAAGAGCCACUACUCCUUUCGUGGCAUUCGCAGCAACUAUCUACAGAGACAUGACACCAAUAGCUUCCAACGAGGUCAUCAUCUUCGACAACGUCAUUACACAAGUAGGUGGAGGAUACGACCCGUUCAUUGGCCGUUUUCAGACUCCAGUGGCCGGAUACUAUCAUUUCGUCGUCACUAUUUUGUCUUAUCAAACACACUACAUUGAAAUUGAGCUUGUUCGUGAUGGUACACUGCUCUGUCGGGCUCGGGCGUCCCAGACAUACAACGGUAUGGGUGCAUGUUCUUCCAAUGUGUACCUGAGAGUUGGUAGUGAUGUAUGGGUCCGCCAUAAGUCUUCAAGUGGUGACUAUGUUCACGGGCAAUACUUCCCGUCCUUCACUGGUCAUCUUAUAAAGGCUGAUUAA